AUGAGUGUGGAGCAGGAGAAUCUGCAUCUGGUGGAUCUGCUGUCUUAUGCAAAGGGUGGAACGAUUGGUCUGUUUGGUGGCGCUGGUGUUGGUAAGACUGUGCUGAUUAUGGAGCUGAUCAACAAUGUGGCCAAGGCUCAUGGUGGUUACUCUGUGUUUGCUGGAGUGGGAGGACGAACCCGUAAGGGAAAUGACUUGUACCAUGAAGUGAUUGAGUCUGGUGUCAUGAACCUGAAGGACACAACAUCAAAGGUAGCGCUAAUGUAUGGUCAAAUGAACGAGCCUCCAGGUGCGCGUGCCAGAGUUGCUUUUACCGGAUUGACUGUUGCUUUUACG
Molecule: messenger RNA, 336 nt
Organism: Labrus bergylta (ballan wrasse)
Lineage: Eukaryota; Metazoa; Chordata; Actinopteri; Labriformes; Labridae
Source: RefSeq, a predicted model, not a curated record